CAAGGUAAGCUCUCUCAGCGAGGCUGAAGUGAGAGUACGCUCCUACAUUUCGUAAGAAUCCAGAUCCACUCUCUACUCUUACCGGGAACUCUAUACUAAGGCUGAGACCCCGUUGAGCUGGGUUUAUCAACAUCAUACUCUCCCUCUAUCUUACCUACUCCCUCAACUGACGUUGAGUUGUCAUCACGAUGUCGGCAGUAGCGAACAGCAAGGGCCCAGUGCUGAAAUUCAGUGCGGCCGAUAUUAAAAUUGGGCUGCCACCACAGGAGCAACGAUCAUUCGAUUUGUCAAAGCCAUAUGGGCUUGUGCCUCCGAGCGGUAUUUGUGAUAUUUAGAUACUAGUAUUUGGAUAAUCAUCAACAUGUUCUUUUGUUUCUGGUUAAUAGAGCAGGGCGAACGAACUUAUACUAUCAACAGACAACUACUUCUAGGAAAGGUUCUUACGAUCGAAGUAGUAACCGCCCAUGAAGUAGUAAGCAGGUAUCGCGGUGAGUGGUCAACAGCCUGCCAAGUACACGCUCACUACCACAGCGGAAUCGGCGAAAAGUUAUGGACGUCUUACGGUAUACAACUAGUACUACUAGUAUGAGGUAAAUAAUUUGAAUUUGAUACAAUUUCUUGAGAAGAAAAUGAAUCUAAACGUCGUGGACGGGUUUUAUGUGAGCUGAAUUGCCGAACCCGAACCGCGAACAUGAAUGAAUGAAUGAAUGAAUGAGUCCUCGAUGUUGACGCUAGCAUCUCCUCUCUAUCUUCUUCCAAGUAUGGAACUUUUUUUUUCAGGUAAAGAGUGUAAAGGCGACUCCGAUUUUAAUGCCCGCUUUUCAAGGCCCAGACGGUAAACCGGUCAUUCCUAGCGCUAGGGUAUCCGUCAAGGCACAAGCAAAACGUACUACUGGAGACUUCUUUCAACAAAAGUAGAACAGAAGUAGAACACGGUUUCCACAGAUCUUUGCUGUUUUGAAUGUAGAACUACAACAACGAACUAGUUUGCUUUGUCUAUCUUGGUACAAUACAGUUACAUGAUUAAUACCCCUUCAACAUUGUCCAAUCAUCACUACAGUACCGCCACCAACGUUGAAAUUGAAUGCGCCUACAUUGGCAACGAAAGUACCAAAGGGAACUCUACUAGCAACACGAGUGCAUAUUGCGCCACAGCCACCGAUUAUCGCGAAGGAGGACUUCGGUGAUCUCGUCCAGGCAGGUACUAUAUGGAUUUUCAUCUAGUAGACCUCGUAUAGGCAGGUAGAUUGAUUUCCUUAGGACCAAUACUACUAUGAGUAAUAAAUAUCUAUCAUAUUCUCCAGUAUUAACAGUAGCUAGUAUGAUUAGAUGAUGUUGUCUGAUAUCAUUCGUGGAGUGUGACAUAAGGAGAUGAAAUAAGUAAACACUUAGACUUAUUUAGGUAAUAUAGAGAACUCCCGCUUCGUUGAGAUAGAUAGUAUCCAAAACAUAGAAAUGGAGCUGGCGACUAAAAAGAUGACUAGUAUGUAACAUUAGGUAUCGACCAAUACCCCAUAUUUGACUGCUUUGGUUUUUUAGUGAGAUGUCGGCGGGUUCGUGACGUCGAUUCUCUUGGGGUCGGGCUGCCUUCACAGUCGUACAUAUGAUCCACAGUAGAAGAUAGUACAUAGAGUAACCCAUAUUAUCCGCUAUAUUAAUCGGGCUGUAACUCUCUUUAGUACAGUUUAUACUUAGUAUUACUAGCGAAAUUAUACAACUUAGUAUUACUAGUAGGAUGGUAGAUCAUUUUUAGUCAAAUAGUACAUCGACUAUGACUUUAGUUGUAUCAUCUUAUGAUGGUUUAUCGUCUACAUCAAGGUCCGAUAAUAGCACACCGAGCUAGUUCAACGAUUGUGAAGGCAGUCGACCACCAGGAGGCCAGAGAAGGGGAACUUAGAAUGUCACGUAUUAUUGAGCCCGAAGAAGCCGACGAUGCCCCAUCGACCCCGCCCCGAGAGGGUAAGAAAGGAAUAAUACCUAAUAAUACUAGGAAGAUACCCCAUAGAUUACACGCAAUGUUCUUGUUCAUCAAGAUGUCAGAAGCUGAAAUUGAAACCAUGAAGAUCUACUACAGGAUGUUCAAACCAUUAAUGAGCUCCUCGUAAGCUCCCCUAUCUUCCUUCGUAAGAUCCAACCCAUGAAUGGCGGUAUGGGUAUGCCAAAAAUUCCAAUAGACUUGUACUAGUUCGAUGGAUCAUUCGGAGUUAUUUCUUAUAAAUAUCCAUAUCUAUCGAAAUGAACCAACUUCCUUGUGUUGAAAUGAACCAUUUCAACUACAGGAAGGUGAAACCAUGAAGAUGCUAAAUUGUUGAGCUACCUGUAUCUCUUGACACUCACCGGGGUUCUAAAUUCCUUCUUUCUACUUCAAAAUACCUGACCUUCUUAUGAUGACCUCCCAGAUUACAAUUUCGACAACGAGCAAGAGUUGUUUGAAGCCGACGAGCCAGCGGAAAAGGAAGAAGGCGCCGCAGAGGAGGAGGAAGAGGCACUGAAGAUCGUAGGAGAGCCGAUCAAAUUCUCGGAGCCACCGGCAACCGCUACUGCCGAAGAGGUUGCCGCUGCGACCGAGGAGGUGGCCGCAGAGGCUGGCGCAGAGGAAGUGAUCGCGUCGAACUACGAGGAGGGCGUGGCAGAGGUGAAAGCGCCAGCUUGA
Messenger RNA from Amoebophrya sp. A25, 2653 nucleotides. The record is from the annotation of a GenBank genome assembly. Lineage: Eukaryota; Dinophyceae; Syndiniales; Amoebophryaceae.